UUUUCAAGUCUCCGUGGACUCAAAGUAUAAAUUUAUUGAACAACGGUUUACUUAUCAUCAGCCACAACACCUUUCAUAUUUCCUCUCGGCGAAGGUAUUUCAGAAAUUAACUGUACGAUCCGUGACUUUCGUCGAGUUGUGCAAAAUUGGAUAAACCGUUAUUAAGUCUCAGGAAUUUUAGGCACCACGCUCAUUAUCAUGAUUUCAAGUUCCUUUCAGUUGUCGGCAGAAUAAAGGGAUAUGGUUUUCAAUCGAAGCCAAAAGAAUCACUCCGAAGCAAGUGAGAGCAGUUGAGUCUUCUACCAAGAAAUAUCGGAAAGGCUGAGCUUUCGACGCCACGGCUAUUCAAAUGGCUCACUCGUCUGAGCUAGUGAUUACGCUGCUUCUGUCGUCCCUGACUAUACCUGUCUACUCUUCCUCAGCUUCGUGUUCAACGCCAAUGGGUAUGGAGAACGGACAGAUAAGGGACACUCAGAUCACUGCCUCUUCAGAAUUUCUUAGGAACCAUGCCGCAGUCCAGGGAAGGUUGAACUUCAAGGCCGGUGGCGGCAAAACAGGGUCAUGGUCAGCAAAUAUAAAUAAUGGAUACCAAUGGCUUCAGGUGGAUCUUGGUAGGUACAAGGUUGUGACAGGGAUAGCUACACAAGGACGAAAUGCUGUACCCCAGUGGGUCACCUUAUAUGAGCUUCAGUACAGCGAGGAUGAAGUUACCUUUGUUUAUUAUAAAGAACCAGGGCAGAGCUCACCUAAGCGAUUCGUUGGAAAUAGGGACCAGGAAACCGUUGUUUAUCACAAGUUAUCCACACCAAUCCAAGCUCGUUUCAUUAGAAUCAGACCUAAAUCCUGGUAUGGUUGGAUAUCACUCAGGAUGGAGCUUUACGGCUGUUUAGGGUGUUUUACACCUCUUGGUAUGGAGAACGGGCGGAUAAAGGAUGCUCAAAUCACCGCCUCUUCAGAUUAUAGCGUUCAACAUGCUGCAAAGUUUGGAAGGUUGAACUUCAAGGCAAGGGGAAAAAAGCAGGGAGGAUGGUCAGCAGGCAUCACUGCUAAUUCCUGGAUUCAAGUGGAUCUUACCAAGUACACUGUAGUGAAAGGAAUAGCGACACAAGGGAGAAAUGGUUACAGCCAGUGGGUAACUAAAUACAAGCUGCAGUACAGCGACGAUGGAGUGAACUUUCACUAUUACGGAGAAUCCGACCAGAAUCCGCCAAAGGUCUUUGAAGGAAAUAAAGACACAGACAGUAUUGUGUACCACCAUUUAUACCCUCCGAUCAAAGCACGUUUUAUCAGAUUAAGGCCGACAGAAUGGUCUGUCCAUGUGUCACUUCGGAUGGAGCUCUACGGUUGCUUAGAUCCCUCAGCGAAGUUACAAUGCAACCGCAACAACAUGACAAUACACGUUCCUAAGACCCUCCUUCCUGGUAUCAACCGCGUGCAUCUCCGACUCCUGGACACGGAAUGCAAAGCUGAGGAAGACGACAUUUAUUACAGUCUGACAACGCCGCUAACCGGGUGUAAAACUACACGCAAGCACACGACCACAGCUGUCGUUUACUCUAAUAUGGUCUUGAAAGUUCCCACAGCUUCCAAAAAAGCCAUGAUACGUGAAUUGAAAAUACAGUUCAGCUGUGUUUAUUCCAGUCAUGGUGUGGUGUCAUCGGUUGGUUGGAGGGCAGUCAACAGAAAAGUUAUAAUUAGUGAAGAAGGGGAAGGGAACUUUACACUCGUUUUGAAUAUGUUUCCUGACAAGAAAUUUGAGAUUCCUUACAAGGAAGAGGAUUUUCCUCUUUUUGUGGCGCAGAAACGUCUUUUCUUGGAGGUAUCGGUGAUAAGUGAUAGGCGGCUGUCAAUUAUUGCUGAUCGAUGUUAUACCACGCCCACUCGUGAACGAGAAAACGCUCAGAAGUAUGAGUUUAUUUCCAAAGGAUGUGCAAACUAUCCAUCUGUGGUCUACCACCCCGCACCCUCGAUCAACUUGCAGCGGUUUAGCCUUGAAACCGCUAAAUUUAUUGGCACCGAUUCGUUUGUAUUUGUUCACUGCCACGUGAUCGUAUGCAACGCAACUGACCCAGAUUCCCAAUGUGCGAAGAAGUGUCCAUCAGGUAACCGAGGGAAACGUCAAGUAAGCGAUCACGAGAUUGAUGAACGGUAUUCUUUGACCCAGGGUCCACUCCUUCAUGUUAGCGCGAAGAAAAAAGAAAAGGAAAGCAAUGGUGAAACCAGUAACGAGAAGAAUGCUUCUGAUACUACCUUCGUGGUAGGUCUGGUAAUGAUAUGCAUUGCUUGCUUGGCGGCCAUGGGGACUGGACUGGUAGUCUUUAAGAAGUUACGAGACAAGCGGUCUGCUGCAGAGGUUUUCAGUGGUCAUGAGAAGGAAAAGCAUGAACAUUGAUGAUACAGACCGGACUGGACUGAACUGACCCUGGACGACACUUGAGUUUGAGAAAUACAUAAGCUUUCACUAGAUGCGCAGUUGCCUCCCUAUGAUUUUUCUAUGAGAAAUCAGUAUUUUACAUGAGGACUAGCAUUUCAACGACUUUUGCUAACGAUCUCUGUUUGUCUCUUUGGUGUAACCAAUGAUUGGACAUCGUAAUUACAACUUCCUAGUGUAGGGGUUACAACCCUUUUCGAUUGAACAUAGCUGUAAGCCACCUAUUCCCAGAAUAAUCAUAACCCUAAGUCAGAAACAGGAGCGCAGGUGGGAACUCAACGGUGAUAAAUAAGGACUCCUUCAAGCGUAGGAAAACGCGAGUGAUCUGGUCACAUGUGUUUCCAGUUUUUCAUUUGAUUGGCUGACUGGAUAGCGCAAAAAUUUCAAGACCAAGCUGCGUGAAAUCGAAAAGUGCUGACUAAGUAGUUGUUUGUGAAAAUUUUUUAAUCAGUGCUGAGUAUGAUAACACUGAUGACAUCAAAGCGUACCUUUAUAGUUUUCCUGGAUUUAGAUGUUUUCAUAUCUAAGAUUGAGACAAAUAUUCAUAAGUUGUUUAAGUGGGCUUAGCAAGAAGACGAUAUGAAGAUAUCUGUUUCUUGAGCUUUAAAGACAAAGUGAAAUUAGGAACUUUUUUGUCCAAGUUUUCUUAUUCCUAACAUCUCUUCUAGUACGCUUUGAUUCCUUAAUGUUUAGAUCUAGAAUAGAAAUGUCUGUUCAAAAUCUGGUAUAUGAACAUGACAUUAUUUCACAUAUUGAAAGGUAUUAUGUUGCAAUUUAAAGCUUAAAAAUUGUAUUUCUCAAGCUUAGGCUGACUUUUAUUCCUAAAAAUUUUGAGUAGCCUUAAAACUUCUACUAUGUCGACAUCACAAUAAAAUCUUUUGCUCGUCGAGGCAUAGUCAGUAAACAGGGUUCCGUUUGCAAGGCUGCACAAAAUUUUAGUUCUGUUUCAUGAUGCCAAAUGGAUGUGAUUUAAACCAAUUAAUAAUGCAAAGCUUCUAGUAUUAUUUUUAAACGAGUAAUAGCGAGUAGAAAGCAUAAUAGCUAUAGUAUCUUUUUUUUCCGUCUUGUUUUACUUCCUUGAGCAAAAGGUAGAACUUUAUCCGGAACAAAACAAACUGUUUAAUUAGUCUAAAACCUCUACACUCUUUCGCUUAAGUGGUCCUACAGGUAGCACCGUUGUCAUUUUUGCCUUGAGGUACAAUGCUGGUAGCAUGCUACUUUUUAAAAUAAAAUAAGUGUAAAUUA
This is a messenger RNA of Stylophora pistillata, 3676 nucleotides long. RefSeq lists its product as uncharacterized. The record is from RefSeq and is a predicted model, not a curated record. NCBI's taxonomy places the organism in Eukaryota, Metazoa, Cnidaria, Anthozoa, Scleractinia, Pocilloporidae.